AUGGAAUUCUGGAAUAUCACCUUGAUAGACAGUUUCUUCCUCAUUGGAAUUCUCCAAGAUACUAACUUCCCUGAGCUGGUUUGUUUCAUAAUCAUACUCCUCUAUUUGGUGGCGAUGGCUAGCAACGGUCUCCUGUUGAUGCUGAUAGUUAUGGAUAAUCGCCUCCAUGUGCCCAUGUACUUCUUGCUCAGUCAGCUCUCACUUAUGGACCUGCUAUUCACAUCAGUUGUUGCCCCUAAAACAGUUAUAGAUUACCUGUGUGGACAAAACACCAUCUCCUUUACAAACUGUGGGCUGCAGAUGUUUCUGGCACUAACACUUGGUGGUGCAGAAGAUAUUCUGUUGGCUUUCAUGGCAUAUGACCGCUAUGUGGCCAUUCGACACCCAUUGAACUAUAUGAUAAUUAUGAGACCAAAGGUUUGCUGGUCUAUGGUGGGUAUAUCUUGGCUUCUGGCAUCUCUGAGUGCCCUUGUGCACACCAUCUACACCAUGCACUUCCCUUUCUGUAGAGCCCGAGAGAUUCACCAUCUGCUCUGUGAGAUACCUCCAUUGCUAAAGCUGGCAUGUGCUGAAACUUCACAGUACAAGUUCAUUCUAUACACAACUGGGGUGACCUUCCUCCUGAUUCCUCUCUCUGCCAUUCUUACCUCUUAUACCUUAGUCUUGAAUGCAGUGUUUCAUAUGUCCUCAACCCAAGGGAGAGAGAAAGCUUUGCUUACCUGUUCAUCCCACAUGACAGUGGUUGGGAUGUACUAUGGAGCUGCCAUGUUCAUGUAUGUUCUGCCUAGUGCCUACCACAACCCUCAACAAGACAAUAUUCUCUCUGUGUUCUACACUAUUGUCACUCCAGCCCUGAAUCCUCUAAUAUACAGUCUAAGGAACAAAGAUGUGCUAGGAGCCCUAAAGAAAAUUACAAGGAAAGGCCCCUCAGGACAGAGAUUUUAA
Messenger RNA from Antechinus flavipes (yellow-footed antechinus), 945 nucleotides. RefSeq names its product olfactory receptor 2AG1-like. Gene Ontology annotation, molecular function: G protein-coupled receptor activity; olfactory receptor activity. Gene Ontology annotation, cellular component: membrane. Gene Ontology annotation, biological process: G protein-coupled receptor signaling pathway. Lineage: Eukaryota; Metazoa; Chordata; Mammalia; Dasyuromorphia; Dasyuridae. The transcript has a single exon. The record is from RefSeq and is a predicted model, not a curated record. Bases 1 to 945 code for a protein of 314 amino acids.